Messenger RNA from Chelonia mydas (Green sea turtle), 2820 nucleotides. RefSeq names its product nuclear factor, erythroid 2 (gene NFE2). Bases 356 to 1723 code for a protein of 455 amino acids. Gene Ontology annotation, biological process: regulation of transcription by RNA polymerase II. Gene Ontology annotation, cellular component: nucleus. The transcript has 4 exons. Gene Ontology annotation, molecular function: RNA polymerase II cis-regulatory region sequence-specific DNA binding; DNA-binding transcription factor activity, RNA polymerase II-specific. Lineage: Eukaryota; Metazoa; Chordata; Testudines; Cheloniidae. The record is from RefSeq and is a predicted model, not a curated record.
ACCUCGCAGGGGGGGCGGGAGGCCGUUAGACGGCGGGGCAGGGCUGGCCCCGCUUAUGUAAUAACAGGCAACCCCAGGGAGAGGCGCAGAGCCUCACAGAGGAGAACACGGACGAGAGCCCUGCCCUCGGUGUGCCCCACAGCCCAGCAAGGGCCCCCCAGGGCUGCCCAGGAUGGAGGUGCCUUGAGAAGGCGCCCCAGCUCGCAGCAGGGACCACGCUCUGCUUCCCCAGCACCUUGGGGUCCGGCGGGAAGGAGCCACCGUGACGGAGACAGGGAAAAGAGUGAGACCCCCGCGCACUCCCCGGCUGGGGAUCCCAGGCAGGAGCAAAGCAGGCCUCCUCGCGGCUUCGUGAAUGUCUGAUUUUGCCAGCUGCGGGCUGCAAAUUCACAGAACCAGCUCAGAGAAUUUCGCUGCCACGGCCGGUUUUGGGGUGGCCCUUCUGGAGCAGACGCUGGGCAGGGCCUGGGCCGGCAAGAUGCCCCCUUGCCCUCCCCAGCAGGGCCGGGCCCGGACAACGCUCCUGCCUGCACCACCGGUGAGUGAGCCUGGCCAGCAGGGGGAGAUGGAGCUGACCUGGCAGGAGAUCAUGUCCAUCGCGGAGCUGCAGGGCCUGGAUGUGCCGAAUGAGACCCCCUACGACCCUGCAGUCUACACCCUCAUGCACCAAAUGGCGCCCGCUGCCAACUACGGGCACUGCCCAGCGCUGGGGGAUGGCCUGGUGCCCAGCUGCAGCCAGCCUGCCCCAGUCUAUGACCGCCACUAUCUGGAUGUCAUGGCGGCCCCAUGCCCCCGGCUAGGGAUGGGCCCCGUGCCCCCUAUGGACCCCCCUUAUGGUUACACUGGGAUGCUGAUCUCCUCCAGCCUUGACCCGGGGCCAGGAACCACCGCCCUGGGCCAGAUGGGCACCAACAAGACUCCGUCCCUGUCUGGGCUGCUAAGCGAGUCCCAGGGGGAGGCCAGCGGGCGGGCUGAGGGGGGCCGGGCUGAGGGCUACGGACCCCCGCCACCCUGCAAUGCCCAGGAGGACUUGGAAUCAGAUUCGGGCCUGUCGCUCAACUACAGCGACGCCGACUCCAUGGAGACCGAGGGGCUGGAGUCCAGCAGGCUACGGCCCGACUACGCGGAGAUGUACCCUGUGGACUAUGGCCCGCACUACCCCUUGCUGCCCACCUUGCAGGAAGCGUCUCCCUUCGCCAUGCAGCCCCCGGAGCCGUUCAAGCCCCAGCUGGAGAAGGGCCGGGCGCCCCCGCGGGCCGAGCUGGCCUGCAGCCGGGACGAGCGCCGCGCCUUGGCCAUGAAGAUCCCCUUCCCCACCGAGAAGAUCGUCAACCUGCCGGUGGACGACUUCAACGAGCUGGUGUCCAAGUACCAGCUGACGGAGCCGCAGCUGGUGCUGAUCCGCGACAUCCGGCGCCGCGGCAAGAACAAGGUGGCGGCCCAGAACUGCCGCAAGCGCAAGCUGGAGAACAUCGUACAGCUGGAGCAGGAGCUGGAGCAGCUGGGGCGGGAGCGGCAGCAGCUGCUGCGGGACCGCUGCGAGGUGGACAAGACCCUGGGCCUCAUGAAGCAGAAGCUGGGCCAGCUGUACCGCGAGGUCUUCCUCAUGCUGCGGGACGAUGCGGGGAACCCCUACUCGCCUGACGAGUUCUCCCUGCAGCUCACCGCAGACGGCGGCAUCUUUCUGGUGCCGCGCAGCAAGAAGCUGGACAGCGGGGACUGAGCAGGGCGGCCCUGGGGCCCCACAGCUAGGCCCUGCCUGUGUGUGGGGUGGGGUCUGUGUUCUUUCCCAGCAACCAAACCUGCUUGUGGGGGGGCCUUUUAGUGCAUUACACACCUGGAGGCAUCAUAAGGGCGUGGGGGGGCCUGUCACUGCCUUACACACCGAACCCUGGAGGUGUCAUAUGGUAAUAGAGGGGCCUGCCAGAGCAUUACACGCCCAAGUGAACCCUAGAGGUGUCAUACGGGGAUGGGGGGACCCUGUAGUGUGUUAUGCGCCCACGUCCCAGACGUGACACUGUUAGUUUCUGUGAUGAUUGCCCCAGCCCCCUUCACUCCCCUGCAGAGACCAGGGGCGCUGAGUCCCUUGCCCCCUACUCCCUGAUCUCUGUCCUAGGGGGUGUUUGGGUGCCCCAUGAGCCCCAAGGAGCUGGCCCAGCCAUGGCGGGGGAGGCGGGGUGGCGCGAGCCCCACACCGCUGACAGAACCAGAGUCUCUUCCUUCCUGUGCAUCCAUAAGCUUGUUUGUCAGAUGCCCCUUUGCAAAGUCACUGAGAGCAACAGGAGCCCAAGGUCCCUGAGGGCAGGGCUAGAGGGGCUGGGGACGGGGCAGCCGGGGACAGGAGGGGGUCCUUGAGGGCAGGGCUGUGCAGGGUCAAGAGGGACAGGGACAGGAGGGGGUCCCUGAGUACAGGGCGUGAAGGGCAGGGGGCUGUGCAGGCCCAUGAGGGAGGGGAUAGGAGGGGGUCCCUGAGGGGGAGCAGAAGAGCCUUUCUUCAGGGUGAUGCUGGGCAGGGAGAGGCCAGCCUUGGGGCCUCUGGCUCGUGGCACUGAGCCCGUGUGGCUGGGAACGGGGCCAAUCCACCAUCAUGGUGGGCCAUAUGAGCAGGAGCUGAGCGCAGCAGCUGAGAUCCUGUGGCCCGGAGGCCGGCCAGAGGACCCCAGAGCUCAGAGGGUUAAAUGUGGGGAGCCGUGGCCCCAACUGCCCUGGUGCAAGGUGCCCCCGGCAGCAUUUUCCCCAUUUGGACUGUUGUAAAUAGAGACCUGGCCCGCAGCUGCCAACUGUCCCGCAAUAAACAGCGCCCGGAGGGACCUGCUGGGA